UACGAAUUACCAUGGCGUCAGGAGAGUCCUGUGUGUCUUAUUAUUUCUCAAACAUUACGCGGUUUUUAUACUAUAUGUUGGUUUUUACAAAGUAGUAAGUCUCAAAAUCAAAAUGUCAGAAGACACGACCAGCUCACCGUACACGGAGGAAGAGUGUGCUGAUAUGAUACAGUGCUACCUCAUCAGCGGAAAGAAACUUGAAUUAACUCAAAUGUGCUAUGCAAAACGAUACCCUGACCGUAGAAAACCAGCACUACAUAUCCUAGAGAAGGUUGUGCAAGAGUAUCUGACAUCCCUCAUGUCAAAUAAGACGACAAAGUCUGGAGCGAAAUUGACUGGGUAUACGGAAGACAAAAUUGUACGGUAUUUUAUAACAAAUUCUCAUGCAACUGUUAAGAAGGCUGCUAGUAUAUUUGGUGUACAAAAUUGGUAUAUUGAAAAAUUACUUGAAAAAAGAAAAGCUGAGAUAGAAGCAAAGCGAAAUGAAAAUGAGGAAAUCAGAAAGCAAGAACAGAGUUCAAACCGCAUCUUUAGACGAGAAAAGAAAAAAGUUGAACAACAACAAGAAACUAGUGAUUCUGAAGAAGAAACAGUUAUUAUUAAAGAUGAAUUAGAUUCAGAUGAAAGUAAUAUUGAAGUUAUUGAAAAAGAAAGUAGGGGUGGUGUCAUUUGCCACCAAGCCAUAAACAGUGAGAUGCAAGAUGCUGUUUUAUGCAGCGAAGCUAGUAAUAUAGAUACGGCUGAUAAUAAUUUACUAUGCGAAAUCAUUAGAGACGAAACGCAAGAUAUUGGAAAUUGCAGCGAAACUAGAAGUGAAACAGAUGAUGAUGUUAUUUGUUUGGAGAUGGAAUAUACAAAAAAGCGUAAAAAGAAAUACUCAAAGCGUAGAGGCACUAAGAAGAUAAAAACUUCCGAAAAGAAAAAACUAAAACGUAGCAACCAAGGUGAGUUAUUUUAA
Molecule: messenger RNA, 958 nt
Organism: Maniola jurtina (meadow brown)
Lineage: Eukaryota; Metazoa; Arthropoda; Insecta; Lepidoptera; Nymphalidae
Exons: 2
Coding region: 113-958 (281 amino acids)
Source: RefSeq, a predicted model, not a curated record